GGCUGGCGCUACUUUGCGCAAAGCUGACAAACCGUUGCGAUAAAUAUACGCGUCAGGCGGCGAGUUGUUAAUCGUUGGUAAGAGAGAACCGACCGCGGACCGUGAUCGAAAUGUUUUUUAUACCGUAAAUUGUGCGUAAUUGAUGAAACUCUGUCGACUGGUUUAGCCGGACGCAAGUCGAGCCCCAACCCAGUGCAGUGUCAAUCAAAACAUUGUAUAGCAGAGCGUUAAAGUCUGUCGGUGACAACGCGUAGCGUGAGAUACAGUAUCGCUGGGAAAUUAACAGCGUUAAAAUUCCUCUUUUAAACAGUCAAACGAUGUUUAAUCGAUAGAAUCUUUCACUACCGAAAGGUGGCAUAAUCCUUUUCACUGAUCCUUGCGCUCUUCAGUCUGUAAUCACCUUUUAUUACACACUAGCUAAUCACCAAACGCUCGUCUGCACUUAAACGGCGGCUAUGCAAUAAUACGUAAAAUGGAAAUGAGCUUGUGACCGCACAGUCUCCAUGCCUUGAUUGCACAAAGUCUAAAAACAUUAGUGAACUUUUAAAAACCGAAACCUGAGAGUUUGAAUACUAGAUACGUUGAUAAACUACAUACAUUUCAAAUAUCGAUUAAUGACUGUUGAUGUAGACAAUAAACAAAAGUUGGGGAUCUUAAAUUGGUGAUGCUUACCCCUACCCACCCCUCUGCAAGGACUGCUAAUGUAAACUAAAUAACGAUGUAAAAUAACUGAAGAUGAUGAUUUAAUAAACGUCAUUUAUAAAUACAACCAACCGGCAGCGAGUGAAAAUAUGAUAAUUUAUCAAAUUAACGAACGAUCCAAGAUUGCUUAAGAUCAUCAUAAGAAUGAAUCACGUACAGGAAGUACGGCAGCUGGAGUUGCUGUGCAAACAGCUGUACGAGUCCCACGACUCGGGACAUCGUGCAGAGGCAGAAAAGGCUUUGGUCGGUUUUCAAAACGCCCCAGAUACCUUGACUAAGUGUCAGCUGCUCCUAGAUCGCGGGGAUUCAGCCUAUGCUCAAUUACUGGCUGCUACGACUCUCGCUAAAUUGGUAUCGCGGCCGGCACAGGGGCUCAGUUUGCAGCAGAGACUGGACAUACGAAAUUAUGUUCUCAACUACUUGGCGACGCAACCCAAGCUACCUAAUUUUGUUAUACAAGCUCUGGUCACCCUAUUUGCCAGGAUAUCAAAGCUCGGAUGGUUUGACUCCGAUAAAGAUGAAUAUGUAUUUAGGAAUGUUGUUAGCGAUAUUACAAAAUUUCUCCAGGGAUCAGUAGAGCAUUGUAUGAUAGGAGUGCAGCUGCUCUCGCAGUUGACGUGUGAAAUGAAUCAAAUAUCUGAAGUAGAUGCGAAUCGGUCAUUUACAAAACAUCGAAAAAUAGCCAGCAGCUUUAGAGAUUCUCAGCUGUUUGAAAUCUUCAGACUCUCCUGCUCGUUACUGAGCACUGCACGUGAAAAUUGUAAAAGUUUGAAUUUCAACGAUGAAGCACAGCAUGGUUUGAUGACACAACUUCUAAGGCUUGCGCAGAAUUGCUUGACGUUCGAUUUUAUUGGAACAUCGACUGACGAAAGUUCCGAUGAUCUCUGCACUGUUCAAAUACCGACCAGUUGGAGACCAGCAUUUUUAGAUUUCACGACAUUAAAAUUAUUUUUCGAUCUUUACCACAGUCUGCCGAACACUUUAUCUUCACUGGCACUCUCAUGCCUGGUACAAAUAGCCUCAGUGAGAAGGAGUCUGUUCUCAAACACUGAGAGAGCCAAGUUCUUGACGCAUCUGGUAAAUGGAGUGAAGCAUAUUUUGCAAAAUCCACAGGGUUUGAGUGACCCAGAAAACUAUCACGAAUUCUGUAGAUUACUAGCCCGUUUGAAAAGCAACUAUCAACUUGGAGAAUUGGUAAUGGUAGAGAACUACCCAGAAGCUAUACAACUGAUAGCCAAGUUCACCGUACAAAGCCUGCAAAUGUGGCAAUUCGCACCUAACAGUGUUCACUAUCUUUUGAGUCUUUGGCAAAGAAUGGUAGCUUCGGUACCUUAUGUCAAAGCGACGGAACCUCACUUGCUAGAAACCUAUACCCCGGAAGUCUCAAACGCUUACAUCACCUCGAGAUUAGAAUCUGUAGCUGUAGUAGUAAGAGAAGGAUUGGAGGAUCCACUCGAUGACUUAGGAAUGGUGCAGCAGCAGCUCGAGCAAUUGUCUGUAAUCGGAAGAUGUGAAUACCAAAAGACCUGCACCCUUUUGGUCCAGUUGUUCGAUCAAGCAGCAAGAACCUAUCAAGAACUCAUGGCUCAAACUGCUUCGCCUACUCAGCAGAUUGAUAUAACGAUACAAGAGGGACAGCUCACGUGGCUUGUCUAUAUUAUCGGUAUAGGUAGUGCUAUUGGAGGACGGGUGUCAUUUCAUAGUAACGAUGAACAUGAUGCAAUGGAUGGAGAACUGGUAUGCAGAGUUCUUCAGCUCAUGAACUUGACCGAUUCUAGACUGGCGCAGGGUGGCUGCGAAAAACUAGAGCUAGCUAUGCUCAGUUUCUUUGAACAGUUUAGAAAAAUAUAUGUAGGUGAUCAAGUACAGAAAAAUUCCAAAGUUUAUAGAAGACUGUCAGAUGUUUUGGGGCUUAGCGACGAGGCCAUGGUUCUUAGUGUAUUCAUUAGAAAAAUAAUAACAAAUUUAAAGUACUGGGGACGAAGUGAACAAAUUAUUUCUAAGACUUUACAACUUCUCAACGACCUCUCGGUAGGAUACAGUUGUGUAAGAAAACUGGUUAAACUAGAAGAGGUUCAAUUCAUGUUGAACAAUCACACGAGUGAACAUUUUCCAUUUUUAGGAAACAGUGUCGCUGUAACUGAAAUGCGAUGUAGAUCAAUGUUUUACACUUCCCUUGGUAGAUUACUUAUGGUCGACCUGGGAGAGGAUGAAGAAAGGUUUCAUACUUUCAUGCUACCGCUCACAGCUGCACUUGAGAGCCUUGGUCAACUCAUGGGCGCUGCAGACACUCCAUUAUUUGCAGCUGAGGAAGCCAAAAAAGCAUUAAUUGGCCUUGCCAGAGAUCUUCGGGGGCUUGCAUAUGCCUUCAACACAAAACCUUCAUAUAUGAUGUUAUUUGACUGGAUUUAUCCGAAUUACACACCAAUAUUACUACAUGCAGUAGAGUUAUGGCAUCACGAACCUCAAGUGACCACACCAGUCCUGAAGUUGUUCGCUGAGUUAGUACAAAACAGAACCCAGCGACUACAGUUUGAUGUAUCGUCCCCGAAUGGUAUAUUGCUUUUCCGUGAAGCUAGCAAAGUCAUAUGCAGUUACGGUAACCACAUAUUGAAUGUCGAAGUACCAAAAGAUCAGAUUUACCCAUUAAAGCUCAAAGGAAUAAGUAUUUGCUUCAGUAUGCUGAAAGCAGCUUUGUGUGGAAGUUACGUUAACUUUGGAGUGUUUAGAUUAUACGGCGACGAAGCCCUCGACAAUGCGCUCAAUACAUUCGUCAAACUAUUACUUAGCAUACCGCAAAGCGAUUUGUUGGACUACCCCAAACUAUCAGCUACAUACUAUGUGCUCCUCGAGUGCCUAGCACAGGAUCAUAUGGCAUUUUUAUCAACACUGGAGCCCAGGGUAUUCCUCUACAUCUUAUCGUCGAUCAGCGAAGGCCUUACGGCACUAGGUGCGCUAAAAGACUCCUACACAGACACUAUGGUUUGCACUGGUUGCUGUGCAACGCUAGAUCACAUUGUGACAUACUUGUUCAAACAGCUAUAUCAAAAAGCAGGUGUUUACCCUGGAAAAAAAAAUGCCUCGGUACCAGGUGGGGGCGAAUUGUUUUUACAAGUUUUGAAACAGCACCCCGGAAUUCUUCAGCAAAUACUGAGCACAGUAUUGAACGUGAUAAUGUUUGAAGAUUGUAGAAACCAAUGGAGUAUGUCCAGACCUCUCUUGGGUUUAAUACUCUUGAACGAAGAGUACUUCAACCAAUUGCGAGAGAACAUAAUCAGGAGUCAACCGGUCGACAAACAAGGUGCCAUGGCGCAGUGGUUCGAAAACCUAAUGGAUGGUAUCGAGAGGAAUCUACUGACCAAAAACAGAGACAGGUUUACACAGAAUCUAUCGAUGUUCAGGAGAGAUAUAAACGACUUUCUCAAGGGUCCCAACAUGUCUGCAAACUCAGUCAGUGAUAUGAUGACUUCGUAGUGGCUCGGUCACCUAGGUUAUGACCGUUGUGACAAAAUUUUUACCCGCCAAAUGCUUGACUGUGCGUGUGUGCGAGUGUAACUAUGAAUUGUGAUGGUAAUUUCGUUUUAGAUAUAUGUACAUGAUAAGUAUAGUAAUGGUGUAUUAAUACUGCGAUGUUACAGUGGCUCUCUGCGAGUUGGCUUCCUAUUUAAAUUAAUGUCUGAAUUUUUAAUUUCCGGUCACUGAAUGUAGCGUGCCGUUUUAUCAAGCUCAGUGGUGGGAUGAUAACAAUACUGUAGACAGAUACAUACACAUAUAUCUAGUAAAUUUUAAUUUUAAGUAAUCCGUUGUAAUUGUUUCCACCCUAUUCUUCUAAUGCUAUUUUCGAGUUGAAAUUCUGCGUGUGACGGGAUUUUUUUUUACACAUCCAUAUCUCAUGGUUCAACAGAACAUGUUGAAACAGUAUCUAACUACUGCUCUUUGUACGUAUUUUUUUUAUU
Molecule: messenger RNA, 4658 nt
Organism: Diprion similis
Lineage: Eukaryota; Metazoa; Arthropoda; Insecta; Hymenoptera; Diprionidae
Gene: Ranbp16
Product: exportin-7
Exons: 15
Coding region: 847-4176 (1109 amino acids)
Biological process (GO): protein export from nucleus
Cellular component (GO): nuclear pore; cytoplasm
Molecular function (GO): small GTPase binding; nuclear export signal receptor activity
Source: RefSeq, a predicted model, not a curated record